AUGCCAACCCUUGAUUACCAAGGUUCUAACGCCGACGUUGAUGAAAUUAAUCGAAGAAAUCAAGAGUUUGUAGACACCAAUGAGUUCUCUAAUAAAAAUAGAGAUUUCAUUGCAUCUCGUGGAGAGGCAAUGGAUACUUCACAAACGAAGCCUGAUCAAUCAUGUGAUGAACAUGGUGCUAUUGAUAAUAUCGAUUCUUCCCGAAACGGCACAAUGGACCUUCAUAAAAGUCUUGAUAUGAACGAAACUUUUGAUGAAGACAAUGGCAUUCAGUCAGAUGCUCUCGGAGAAGGCAUGUCUCAAGAAGAUUUGGAUAAAGAACGGGAAGCCCUUACAUAUCUUCGUCGAUUAUCCAUGCAGGGUACAGACGAUCCAGAUCUUCAUACAGAUUGGUCUGUCAUGAUGUCUCCUCCGGAGUCAGAGUCAGAUGCAUCUACUUUAUUUUGGGUUCCAGCAGAUUUACAUCCGGAAGUAAACCCCAAUGGUUGGAAAGACUUUCUAGAUUUACAAGUCAAGAAUUUAAAGCACCCGAAGCAAAUGGACACCAAUGCCACUCCCCUGCAGCAUAUACGCUCUUUGCGAAGAAGGAGUUCGUUGUUGUCUCGCCAGGUCAAAGCUGACGAUGCUGCUCAGAAUUAUCAGGAUGGUAGUCCAAUUAUCGAAAAGAAGAACAUCCAGCGGGGUAAGUCUCUUCACUUACAAGACUUGGAACACUUGGAGUCUUUAGCCAGAAAUCCCAAGAAAAUGGAAAGUCUUGUUGAUAGUAUGAGGUCAGAACCUCCUGAAGAUAGCCCAAUUCUGGUGUCACCGAACCAAUUUUUACAGCGUUCUUCUCGUACUACAAUCCGACGGUCUGGAGCCUCGAUCAAAACUAUAAAUCGUGGAAAAGCCUCCACUUUACUAGGUAAUAGAUCUCCUUUUGCCAUGAAUAAGGAUGGCCUGUCUCGUUCUCUCAGUGUUCUCAGACCCUCCUCUUCUAUGUCUCGCCGAGAUGAGCAAAAGGUAGAGGCUCCAUCGACGCCACCUUUAUCAAAAUCUUUACAAGACAAUGCUGAAGUGAAACAAAACAACAGUGAUUUGAAAUAUAUUGACUCAGCGACAGAUUCCGAUGUAGUUGGGCAGAUGCCCGAUUCCAAGACUCAAGAUAAAGUGGAUGACAUUAGUAAGGAAGGUGAAGACCUAGUUUCUUCACCUGAACAGCUUCCUGAAUUCAAUAAAUCUCAACAAAACGAAAUCGCAUCUCAGACCAAAAAAACAAAGGAUAGUGAGAUAGAACAAGACGAUUUUGUCUCACCGUCCUUGCAUCCAUCUCCUGGAUCCAAAUCCGACGAAAUUGUGCAAACGAAUCCUACACCUGCGAAGGACAAGUUUGAAGAAAAUCAAAUGGAAGUCGGAAAACCUUCAGAGUCUACAGAAAAGGAAAAAAGUGAUCCGGUGCCUAAGCAACCUACCACCGCAAACCAUAAACCACCAUCUUCACCGGAAACUAAGAAAUUAAAAAAACCUUGGGGCCGUCUGUUCACUUCAAAUGAUCAUGAAAAGGAUCAAAAGAAAGAUAAGACAAAAAAGAAAGGUGAAGAACAAUCCGCAUCUCAAUCUUCACCAGGUAAAGAUGGCAUCUUUGGGUCACUUUUCAGUUCAAAAAAAAAAUCAGCAGAAACUAGUAGUGAGAAGCCUAUUACAAACCUCCGACCUAUUUCUCGUCGUCCAGCAAUACCAAAGGAAGAGCGCAUUAACGACCAGGAAGCUCCAAGCACCUUACUCAACACUGCAGCAAACAUUCCUAAUGCUGACAAGUCGGACAAGCCCGAGGAUUUCAUACCGGAUAAAGAUUAUUAUUGGUCCCGAUUCCCUAUUUGUACAGAAAGAGCUAUAUACCGGUUGUCACACAUUAAGUUGUCAAAUGCCCAACGGCCUUUAGUUCAGCAAGUGUUGCUAAGUAAUUUUAUGUACUCUUACUUGGAUUUGAUUUCUCGAAUUAGUGCAACUCGUAACAGAAUUCAGAAUAAUCCCAGACCAAGUGGUCCCCGACGUUCUGAAUUUUCAGCCGAAAACGUGAAAAAUGAGUUGGAAAAUUUGAGUUAUCAUUUUGGUGACCAAAGAAGGCGAUCCGUAAAUAGGAAAAAACCCCCUCUUCAGCAUACUUCAAAAAAAGGUCUUAAGUCCGGUUAA
Schizosaccharomyces osmophilus is the source of this 2172-nucleotide messenger RNA. It is a transcript of the gene zds1, whose product is annotated as serine/threonine protein phosphatase PP2A regulatory subunit, Zds1. Bases 1 to 2172 code for a protein of 723 amino acids. NCBI's taxonomy places the organism in Eukaryota, Fungi, Ascomycota, Schizosaccharomycetes, Schizosaccharomycetales, Schizosaccharomycetaceae. Gene Ontology annotation, cellular component: cell septum; cytoplasm. Gene Ontology annotation, biological process: positive regulation of G2/M transition of mitotic cell cycle; establishment of cell polarity. The transcript has a single exon. The record is from RefSeq and is a predicted model, not a curated record.